UAAUUCAGACGGUUCAAUCAUGUGAAACUCUUUUGCCUAAUUAUUUUUUCAUUGUGAAAUUUGUUAGUUUGAAUUAUUGUAUUAAAAAUUAUAGUAAAUUAUUACUGUAUUUUUGCAGCUUAUGUAAAAUUUAUAAAUUUUCAAAAAAACAGAGUGAAAUAAUGACAAACAAAUCCUGGAAUGUACUGGUGACGGGGGGUGCUGGGUACAUUGGUUCUCAUACAGUAUUGGAAUUAUUACAAGCAGAUUUUGAGGUGGUGGUAAUAGACAACCUUAGUAAUGCUUAUAAAGGAAAUAAUGAUAUAAAACCAGAAUGUUUAUUACGAAUAGAAAAAUUAACAAAUAGAAAAAUUAUAUUUGUUCAAUGCGAUGUAACAAAUUUGGAUGAAUUACAAAAAAUAUUUGAAAAGUACAAGUUUCAUUCUGUUAUACAUUUUGCUGCUUUAAAAGCUGUGGGUGAAUCUUGUGAAAAACCCUUAGAGUAUUAUAAAACAAAUGUUUGUGGAACAUUGAAUUUAUUAAAAGUUAUGAAAGAAUUCAAUGUGAAAUGUUUUAUUUAUUCAAGUAGUGCCACAGUUUAUGGCAUUCCAGAAAAACUACCAUUAGUUGAAGAUAUGAAAACUGGUGAUUGUACUAAUCCUUAUGGAAAAACAAAAUAUAUGGUUGAAGAAAUUUUGAAAGAUCUAUGCAUUUCAGAUAAGGCAUGGUCUGUUAUAUCUUUGAGAUAUUUUAAUCCAGUUGGAGCUCAUUCUUCUGGAUUAAUUGGAGAAGAUCCUAAUGGAAUACCAAAUAAUUUAAUGCCAUAUAUUGCUCAGGUAUCUGUAGGAAAAAGAGAAAUUUUAUAUGUUUAUGGGAAUGAUUAUGAUACUCCUGAUGGAACAGGCGUACGAGAUUAUAUUCACAUUACGGAUUUAGCUGUAGGCCAUGUAAAAGCAAUGAUUUAUCAAAAAAUUCAUAAUUUUACAGGAUUUAAAGUGUUUAAUUUAGGUACUGGCAAAGGAUAUUCAGUACUAGAAGUUAUACGAGCAUUUGAAAAAGCAUCAGGACGAAAUAUACCAUAUAAGAUAAUCGAACGCAGAUCAGGUGAUAUUUCCGUAAGUUAUGCAGAUGCUAGUUUAGCUAAUAAAGAACUAGGUUGGCAGGCUACUAAAAAUAUAGACAAUAUGUGUUUAGAUACAUGGAGAUGGCAACAAAAUAAUCCAAAUGGAUAUAAAUCUUCAUAAAUAUUGAAAUAUUUCUUAU
Molecule: messenger RNA, 1242 nt
Organism: Apis florea (little honeybee)
Lineage: Eukaryota; Metazoa; Arthropoda; Insecta; Hymenoptera; Apidae
Gene: Gale
Product: UDP-galactose 4'-epimerase
Biological process (GO): beta-D-galactose catabolic process via UDP-galactose, Leloir pathway
Cellular component (GO): cytosol
Molecular function (GO): UDP-glucose 4-epimerase activity
Source: RefSeq, a predicted model, not a curated record